AUGAACAAACUAGAUAAAAACAAGCAAAUUGAGCGACCUAAAGUUGAGCCCCUUGGAGAUAUCAGAAUUGCUGAAGCUAGAGGCUUCCUUGAGUAAAUGAAGAAAGAUACAUCAGAGGCAAUCACUAAGAUCAGAUCAAAUACUGAUGCUGCUGAGAAUCAAAGAAGAAUUCAAGAGGAGAAAAUGAAAAAGGAAAGAGCAGCUGCAAUUCAAAAUGAAGUUAUCACCAGUCAUAAAAAGAAUGUUGAAAUCGAUUGGAAUUGGCAAGAACUUGAAGAGAAAGAAGAUUGUGAGGAACUUGCUAAGGAUAUUGAAGUCCAAAAAGGUGAAUGUAAAGCAAUCAUUGAUUAGAAAGACAACCUAAUCAGAAUGUUUAUGGAGUAGCUAAAGAUGAAGGAUGAGGAAUACGUCAAGUCCCUCAAGCGACAAAAUGACGAUAUAGAUGAGUUAAUUAAGGCUAUGAGAAAGUAGUUCAACGAUAUGAGACAAGACUAUGCAGACUAGCUUAACAAUAUUGAGAAGGCUUUCAAUGACGAGAGAGAUCAGAUUUUAGAAAAGAAUAGUAAUGAGAUCAAGAGUCUUUUCGAUGAGCAUAGAAAGCUUGAAGAGCACUUCCAAAGAAAGAGAGCUGAGGAUGAGGAAAACUAUGCCAAGCAACUAGAAGAUCUAAGAUCAAAGGACGCAAAUGAUCAAGCCGAAUAAAAGAUUAAAUUGGAGAAGGAAAUGUAAAUUCUAGAGAAGUGUAUGGAAGAUAUGAAGGCAGUCUACAGGCUGAAUGAGGAAAAAUUAGAGUUUAAUCACAAGGUCCUUAAGGAAAGAGAAAAAGUUAACUCUAACACCAUCAGUGGAUUAAAGAAUAAGGAUCGUAGAAAUAAAGAUAUUCUUAGGACUGUCAAAGACAAGUUUGAAACUCAGUCUAAAAACUACCAAAAGGAGAAUAUUAAAUUGACUGAAGACUAUAAGAAAUUCACAAAGUAAUUCAAAGAACUUCAGAACAAAUUCAAGAGAUUUGAAAAGAGUGAUGAAAACAGAUUCAAUGAAAUUUGGACCAUGAAUGAAAACGAGGUUAGAGCUCUUAUCAACAAAAUUAUUCAAGCAGAUAGAGUGAUCCAUAUGCAAUAAUUAGGUAUUCCUUGGUAACCACCUACUGAUCCAAUCUUUGGAUUCACUGAUGCAAAUCAAGCCAGUGGCGGUGCAGGUGGAAGUUAAAUGGGCCCCAACACUUCAAUCAUGGACUCUUCUAAGCAUGGAAUGUCAAAAUCAGAGUUUGUAGAUGAUUAAUCAGUAGCUACCGGGUAGCAAUAUGACUACAAAGUUUCGAUCUAGAGAAUCAAAAAUGUUUUCAAUCUUCUUAUCACAGAGUGCCCUUUCUUGAUUGAUGACAAAGCAAUGAUGGAAUCAAUGAACAAGCCAAUUAAAGAAUAAUUCACAAUUCAAAUAGACUCAAUACGUAAAUCACUUGGUAUUGAUAACAUGGACGAUGUUGAAUUAUUAGUGCUUACAUUCUUUGAGUUUUCAGAUAGAAAGAAAUAAGAAAGAACCUAAAUGGAAGAUGAAGAGGAGCAUUUGUCUCAAUAAUAAUAGCUUUAACUUCAAUAAGAGGGUUCAAAGAAGGCUACAAAGAAACUAGAAGAGAACAACAAUAGAAAGAUGAGUGACUACGGUGAUGGCAACUAGGAUGAUCAAUAAAAUCCAUAGUAGGAGAAAAAUGAAGAUGAUGAUCAAUUGAUGACUGAUAUGGACGAAGUAGUAGAUAUUCUCAAAGAAUUCCAUAAGAGAAGAGAGGAAAGAGCUAACAAUGCUGAAUUACUUGGAAAUCCAAGAAUGAAGAAGAGAUCAAACUUUGAGACUGAAGAACAGAAGAAGGAACGCGUCAAGAGGGAGGAGAGAAUCUUCUGGGAGAAGAUGACUACUGUGCUCAAUGAAUAAAAGCUAUCAGUCUGGAGAGCACUUGAUAAAGCUCUCAGCAGGUACUACAGUCUGCUAGUAGAAAGAUAAAACUUAAUUGAAGAGACUGGAUUGCUCAAUCAAUAGAACGAAGAACUAAAGACCCUACUCAAUCAAUAUCUACAAGCUGGUGUCAAUCACGAAUUACAUGUGCCACCUACUUAGGUUAUCAGACUCGAUAUUUGA
Stylonychia lemnae is the source of this 2133-nucleotide messenger RNA. Lineage: Eukaryota; Ciliophora; Spirotrichea; Sporadotrichida; Oxytrichidae. The record is from the annotation of a GenBank genome assembly.